AUGGCGUGGCUGCGGCUGCAAGCUGUCGCCGCCGUCUUGGCCCUGGUCGUAGGCGCCGGCGUGUCACACGGCUUCGAGUUCCAGGAGGCCACCGUGGAGGCCAUCCACCUCGGCUUCACCAACGGCAGCCUCACCUCAGCGGCGCUCGUCCAGUUCUACCUGGACCAGAUCAGUCGCCUCAAUCCGCUGCUGCGUGCCGUCAUCGAGGUCAACCCGGACGCGCUCCUGCAGGCGCGAGCCGCCGAUGCUCAACGCGCGGCCUCCGGCGGCCACCUAAUCGGUGCCCUGGACGGUAUCCCCGUCCUUCUCAAGGACAACAUCGCGACCCGCGAUAAACUCAACACCACGGUCGGCUCCUUCGCUCUCGUCGGCUCCGUGGUCAGGCGGGACGCCGGUGUGGUCACCCGGCUCCGGCGUGCCGGCGCCGUCGUGCUCGGCAAAGCUAACCCCUCCGAGUGGUGCAACAUCCGCCGCGUCGACAACGGGUGGAGCGCCCGUGGCGGCCAGACGGUGAACCCGUACGCCCGGUCGUCCACCCCAUGCGGUUCGAGCGCGGGCUCCGGCGUCGCGGCGGCGGCGAACAUGGCUGCGGUGACGCUGGGCACGGAGACCGACGGCUCCAUACUCUGCCCGUCAUCGUUCAACUCGGUGGUCGGGAUCAAGCCCACUGUCGGGCUCACCAGCCGGUACGGUGUGGUUCCCAUCAGCCCUAGGCAGGACACCGUCGGACCGAUGUGCCGGACGGUAUCAGACGCAGUGAAGGUGUUGGACACCAUUGUCGGCUACGACGCGUUCGACGCCGCGGCCACCGGAGCGGCAUCCAAGUACAUCCCAUCUGGGGGAUACAUGCAGUUCUUGAAGAAAGAUGGGCUGAGAGGCAAGAGAAUCGGCGUCCUCAAUGGCUUCUUCCAAAAAAGCGGGGAGACGCAAUUGAGGGUGUACAACCAGCACUUCACCACAAUGAGGAAACAUGGAGCCGUGGUGAUCGAGAACCUUGACGUCGCGACCAAUUUGACUGCUCUGUUGGCUGAUAUUGGCGCCAACGAGUGGAUCGCCAUACUAGCAGAGUUCAAGCUAUGCCUGAACGCGUACUUGGCAAACUUGCGGACCUCCCCUGUCCGUUCCCUUGCAGACAUCAUAGCUUUCAACAAUGCGCACCCCGUAGAGGAGAGGCUAGAAGAUUUCGGGCAGGGCAACCUUAUCGCGGCCGAGAAGACACAAGGCAUUGGAUCCGUGGAGAGAGCUGCGAUACAACGGCUGGAGGAGCUGUCCGCUAAUGGGCUAGAGAAGCUAAUGAAGGAGAAGCAGCUCGACGCGAUCGUGACGCCCGACACUUCCGCUUCCAGCCUUCUCGCCAUCGCCGGCCACCCAGCCAUUGUUGUGCCUGCGGGGUACGCCGAGGCGGGGGUGCCCUUCGGCAUAUGCUUUGGCGGCCUGCACGGGUACGAGCCAAGACUGAUCGAGAUGGCUUAUGCUUUCGAGCAGGCUACCAAGGUAAGAAAGCAACCAAAGUGUGCGCCCGCUUCCGAGGCGGCUAAAACGAGAUUCGUCCAUUAG
This is a messenger RNA of Lolium rigidum, 1557 nucleotides long. RefSeq names its product probable amidase At4g34880. The coding region runs from base 1 to 1557 and encodes 518 amino acids. The transcript has 5 exons. Lineage: Eukaryota; Viridiplantae; Streptophyta; Magnoliopsida; Poales; Poaceae. The record is from RefSeq and is a predicted model, not a curated record.